Messenger RNA from Zingiber officinale, 1510 nucleotides. RefSeq lists its product as uncharacterized. Lineage: Eukaryota; Viridiplantae; Streptophyta; Magnoliopsida; Zingiberales; Zingiberaceae. The coding region runs from base 56 to 1369 and encodes 437 amino acids. The record is from RefSeq and is a predicted model, not a curated record. The transcript has a single exon.
CAUAGAGUUCGACAAGUCCCAUCAAUUGAAUCUCUCACGCAACACACAUCCACAAAUGAAGUUCGUGGGGAGUGAACAGCAACCACAAGAAGAUGAUCGUCGCCAGCUCCCCAAUUCCACCAUUAUUAAUCCUUCCUCACCUCUUAAUUCCCACCACCACAACAAUCAUAUCUAUCUCUCUUUCCAUUUCCCCUUCGAGGCGAGAGAGCAGAGAGAGAACAGAGAAGAUCGAUCGGAUAUGGGCUGCGCCAGCUCCAAGAGAGUUGAGGUUAGUGUGGCCGCCGGCGUCUACCGGCCACCGCCCACCAGCUUCGCCGUCUUCGACAUCAACAAGAUCCAGGAGCCAUGGCUCAUAACCAAGUCCCAGCUGGACGACGAAGAAGAGUGUGCCGACGAAAAAGAGCUGACGAAGGCCACGGCCUUGCCCGUGGUGCUCCCUCUGCUCGAGAAGCUCGAAUCCUACGAGUCCGCUCCCAAAUCCUGGUCCGAGGUCAGCAAAGCACUCGAGGAACUCAAGCCCACGCUCACUUCUCCUCUUCCGACCAAUCAAAUUGAUCCCAAAGCCAAAUCCGAAGAGCUCGUUCCACCGCCGGAGUCGAAGAUUAAACCAGCUGCUGAUACCAACAACUCAGAGGUCGGAGGCCAGGUGAAGAAGCCGCCGCCUCCUCCUCUGCUUCCGCGGCCGUCGUCGUCGCCUCCGCGUUCCCGGCCGCCCGAGCUCUCCGGCUUUCGCUCCGUCAGGGAGAACAGCUUCCUGGUCCGCGACCGGGAGGAGCGAGAGCGGCAGAGUACUGCCGGCAAGGUAAUCCCAUGGUGGCGGCGCGACCCGCUGGAGGGGUACCCCGAGCGGCGGCCGCCGGGCAACCAUGAGGGCGUGGUGCUGUACACGACGACGCUGCGGGGCGUGCGGCGGACGUUCGAGGACUGCGAGACAGCGCGGCGGGUGGUGGAGGGACAUGCGCUGGAUGCGGGUGUUACGGUGGACGAACGGGACGUGUCGUUGCACGGGGAAUUCCUGCGGGAGGUGAGGGAGCUGGUAGGGGAGGAGGAGGAGGCGGCGGUGCCAAGGCUCUUCGUGAGGGGGCGGUACGUAGGCGGCGUGGAAAAGGUGGUGGAGCUGAGCGAGACGGGGAAGCUGAGGGAAAUGAUGCGAUGGGUGGCCAGGAGAUCAGCCGCUGGCAAAACUGAUGAUCAGAAGGGAGGUAGUAGUGGGGGGCGGAGGGAGUGCGAGGGGUGCGGCGGCGCUCGAUUCCUGCCCUGCCUGGAGUGCAACGGCAGCCGCAAGGUGGUGGGGGACGACGGCAAGACCGUGGAGAGGUGCGACGAGUGCAACGAGAAUGGCUUGAUGCUCUGCCCUCUCUGCCAUUAAUAAUAUAUACAAUCACUGCCUCAAACAAGAAGAUGAUCCUACAAGUAAUUAUAUAAAUAUGUUUGUGUGCAAAAUAAUUAAACACUCUAUUAAUUAUCAGUUGUAAUUCACAGAUAUAUUUGCAUGAUAAACUGUUUCUUA